Lactuca virosa is the source of this 624-nucleotide messenger RNA. The record is from the annotation of a GenBank genome assembly. Lineage: Eukaryota; Viridiplantae; Streptophyta; Magnoliopsida; Asterales; Asteraceae.
AUGGCUCGAAGGGUUAGAGAAAAGUCAACAAGGAUGCAUGGCCUCCUGAGAACCAAUGAUGCUGCUACUCAUCAUCAUCAUCAUCAUGCAUUUGCGGAAAGAUAUCCAUACACUUAUUUUCCUUAUGAGCUUUCAAGAAAUCUUGCAUCACAUCUACAACUCUCCAUGAAUCUGUUUCAUCAAUUCAAGAUAAAUGAAGAUAAACGAGAUCAGCGGGUGGAGUUUUACAAUUUUCUCCCUGUAAAUACGGACUCUAACGGGAGUGAAGUAAUCGAUCAUGCAAAAAAAGAAGAGGUCGAGGUGGAGCAAGAAGCACCCGAACAAAAAAGGAGAGACAUUCACGUUGUACCAUUCAUAGAUUUCUUAUCAGUCGAUAAAAGUUCAUCAAGACACUAAUCAGGAUGGUUAACCACGAUGUUCAGUUCAUGACUCACAUAGUUUAUGUAUCAUAAAAGAAUAUACGUUCGAUAUUCUAGGAGACGAUACUUUACAUGUAUUCUUAGAUUAUCAUUAAGCUCUCUUGAAAUCAAUAGACAAGAGAGCUAGCAAUGUAUGCAUUGACUUCCAACAACACAAAAGAUUAUUACAAGUUGUAACAUAUAUAUACUGCAUUAUGGACUAAAC